AUGGAGUUGGAUUCCAUUAAGCUGCAGCUGCGGGAACUGCAGCAGUGCUACGACGACGACACAAAGAGCGACGACGACAUCAUCUACCUCGUAUACAACUGGGUGAAGGGCGCCCAUGUUGUGGCGCAGCUAUUGUUGUUAGAGGGCCGCUUUCCCGAGCUGCGCCGCUGCCUUGACCUCUGUCGAAAUGUCCUGGCGGAGCAGAAUGUCGGGGUGAGCAGUAGCAAGCUUGCAGGCGCCGGCGCUGGAGGUGGGAGUCGCCGGAAAGUUAUUUCCCGCGCCUCCGGGGAGGACCUGUUGCUGAUGGACUCCCUCCGUGUGCGCACCUCACAGCUGCAGAAGCAGUACGAGGAGGCCCGCACGAAGACGAAGGGUCGGGAUACGCAGUACUACAUGAACAAGCUGCUUCGCCCCAGCGACGAAGAGGGGGCGCGGGGCGGCACCGCCGUGGCGGGGGAACGGCGGCCGCCCACCCCACCGGAACGCGGCAUCUCGUUUGGCCGCCGCACGCGGCUCAAUCGCUGGAAAGUGCCACCCGUUUUGCCGCCCCUCGUGACAGAAACUCGGCCAUUUUUUCGCACCCGCAUGACCGGGGGCGUCGACGGGCCCUCAGACCCGCCCUCAAGGCACCGCGGGCACUUUUCACGCGCGACGUCGUCCUUGACGUCAUCGACGGUUGACGCGGGGCACGACGACGACGAGGCCCCGCCGCAGGGAGUCGAGAUGCCGGCGGAGAAGGACUGGCUUGCAGACCUCACACGCGGCGGCGAGCCCGUGGCCUCCACAGGUGUUCCAAGUUACCCAGAGUUGGGGAAGUUGGAGGUCGCGGCGCGCAACCCACCGGCGCCUAAAAAGGCGCCGCGGCGGUGCAAAACCUCCGUGCUUGGAAGCCACGUGCGAGCGCUCUCAGCGGGCCUGAGCACCGCCCCGCUGCCCUCAGGUGAGUUGGAGUAUCGCUUCAUGAGGAAUGUGGACGCGCACGUCAUGAAGGCGGCCAUCGCGAUCAAGGCGGCGUCGGAGGUGCAGCAGCGUUCCGUGGCCGUGAUGCAGGCGAUGACGGGGCCCUCGUCCCUCUUCCUGCAACAACCGCAACUGCUAAAGGGGGAGCAGCAGGCACAGCAGGAGGGGCCGGAGCAAAUGUCCCCCAUUCACGAUGGGAGCAGUAUGGGGAACUGGAAAAGAGGAGCAGAAAAAAAAGGGGAGAGAGAUGCCUUGCCAGGGAGUUGGCGCCUUGGCACCCCGUCUACGAGCUCCUUCUCUGUUCGCAGCACAAGGGGUAGGAGGAUGUUCUCGUCGAAGCGACAGCGGCGUCCCAUAUCUCCAAUCUUGUCCCCAUCCAAGACACUUGGGCACCCUGACCAGCGGAGUCAUGAGAUGAAUGUCUCGGGGGACACGAAUGUGUCGCAGAACCUCUCUGCCGAGGCGGUAGAGGAUGGGGUCCGUCCCCCUACGCGCUCCACCGGGAAGGACUUGCUAAAGGUAACUGAUUUCUAUCCGCACCUUUCGCUGGAGGCAAAAGAAAAGUUGGAAGGGAUAUACGACACCUACAAGGAGAAGAGUAGUGAACUUCGCCUCUCUAUGCGGGCCAUGCGUCGCAAGGUGAGAGAUCAAAUUGACAUCUUCAAGCCUCACGAGCAGGUUGUGCUGCUGGAGGACCCAGCCGUGUGGAAGGCGCGACGACGAAAUCACGCCGCGGCGUUGGAUAGCUCUGUGACAGCUGGCUCCUCCGUCUCCGAGUCCUAUCUGCUUUCGGUCACGGACGCGCUGGACUCGAAAAGCUUCUUAAACGCCAGUGGUGCCGUCAACUCCGGUUGCCUGCCACUGCCCACGGCUAACGCAGCUGCGACGGCGUUGGAGGAAGCAGCUGCCCCUGACAAGAUGGCGGCGCCUUCAUCGGAGUCUGUCUUCAAAACAGCUGAGUUGGAGCCCACCACUUCGCGGCCAUUUGAAUUAGGCUCGGCAUCCCGUGGGCAAGGUGAACCAGCCAUGGCCACAGGUGAGGCUCGGGGUCGGGACGAAGCGCUUUCCCCUGGCUUUGGCGAGCUCACCUACAGUGGCCCGUCAUCAAUUAACUGCACACUGCCAGCCUGCAUUGAUGUGCUGCCCUCACUGCAAGAGCUACGGCUUGCACGGCUGAACUCGUCAACGCACGUGGCGUUUCCUAUGGUACACGCGAUGGUGACGCGUCGAGCCGCGGCACGUGUGGAACAGGAGAAACGGCUCAAGCAAUUUGGCGCUGCCGCACCGCCUCCACGCCUCUCGGUGUCGUCGCAGGGAGCUUCUCGCGAAGCCACUGAGGGUGUCGUGGGCCGCCAGAAGAGGUCCAGCGCCGCGUUAGAGACCCCGUCAUUGGAAACCAAACCAAAGUCUCUUGCUGUGGGGCAGAGUGGGAAGGUGGCUGUGGACACGCAUGCUGGACAGAAAAGUGAGAGGGGCCACGCGGUGGCGAUGCCUCUCUCCUUGGAGGAGAUUCACCGCUGCUCCAACUGGGUCAUGGAAGACGCUACGCUUGGGAUGGGCCUUCCAUUUCACUUGGCGACCGUUCGGCUGCAGUGCGCGUGUCGGCGGUUUUUGGCCAGACGUGAGCGCUACCGUCGGGCCGUCGCCGUGGAAGAGUAUUUGAGCAGCACAGUUCUGCGUGGGAACAGUGCCAUUAUCAUUCAGCGAUACGUCCGUCGCUGGUUGUCGCGUCGGCAGACGUCAACGAUGCUGCUGCGCCUUGGCUACCAGAUGGAUCAGCGGGUUGCAAACGAGGCCAUGUACUCGGAGGAUACGGGCUCCGACGAUGCGGGAAACACAGUUGGGCUGGGGCCUCGCGGGUGGCGGAUUGCGCCAUGCGGUGCGCCUGUCAUGGCGCCGCACAAGAACAGCCUGUCCUUCUCCCCACUGGGGGAUGAGUCUGACUCCUUCGACCAUCAUCGCCGGAUGCAACUGUCUCUCUCCCCGGCAGCCUCCUGUGCGUACAAGCUGUACCUUAUACCUGUUUCAAAGCGCUUUGAGCAGUCCUCGGCGCGUUGUGCGCGGCUCCGCCGGAUUCAGGAGAAAAUAGCAAGCAGAGUGAUUCUGCGGGCCUUUCGGGAUCACUUGCACAGGGCGAUUAAGCGUUGGGAAAUGGAAACGCGCACCUACAUGAAUUACGCGACCGGCAGGUUGGCCUUUGGUGAGGCGUUUGGUGUCGACCGGUCUGGCCUGCAACCGCGCGUCGAAGUUGCAGGCCGCACCAGAAGCAUCACCGAGAAGACGGCCGCCCUGGACCUCUCACAGGGCAUGUCUUUUUGCUCGAGUGUCUUUCCGCUUCCACCGGAGAGGGUGUCGGGCGACGUCGUUGCCGCUUGGGAGGCUCGCACGGCAGAGGCUCGGCGUUGGGGCGACUUCAUGACACCGCUGGAGCAGGUGAAGCUCUCCAAGCUGCAGGAAGUACGGCGUAAACGCCAAGUCGCCGAGGCGGUGCAGCACGCCGAGCAGGAGAAAUUGCAGCUGCAGAAAGAGGAGGAGCUUCAGCAGCGACAGAGAGUGAAGUUGGAUGCCGCGUUGCUGCUGCAACGCUGCGCGCGGGGGUACCGGCUGCGGCAGUGGUUCGCUAAGCAACUGCAAAAGGUGCGUGAAGAGCAUCUGUUCUUGCACCGUCGAGCUGAGCUACUUGACGGCAACGCUGCUGGCCCGGCCAACUCACACAUUGCCAACCUCGCCAGCAGUUUUUUGCUGUCCUUCUCAGUCAUGGGUAAGUCCAUUCCUUCAGAGGCGCAGCCGGUUCCACCUGACGUGGCCGCUGUGAUCAUGAAGGGUAUUUACCGUCGCAAUCCAAUGCGGUUUGGGAUCAACGAGGAGGUGCGCCGCAAGCAGUUGGAGGCGGUGGUUAUGGUGCAGUGCUUGUUGCGGGCCCGUGCCAGUCUGCACUGUGUGGUGGACCGCUACAUCGACCUCUGCGCCAUUGUGAUUCAGCGACGAUGGCGAAUUGUUCUCAAGCGACGCAAAGCAUUGAAAAAAGGCAAGCGAAAAUGUAUCAUCAACGUCCUCCGGGCUGUGGGAGCCUAA
Messenger RNA from Trypanosoma conorhini, 4035 nucleotides. RefSeq lists its product as uncharacterized. Gene Ontology annotation, molecular function: protein binding. The record is from RefSeq and is a predicted model, not a curated record. The coding region runs from base 1 to 4035 and encodes 1344 amino acids. The transcript has a single exon. NCBI's taxonomy places the organism in Eukaryota, Euglenozoa, Kinetoplastea, Trypanosomatida, Trypanosomatidae.